Molecule: messenger RNA, 1218 nt
Organism: Morchella importuna
Lineage: Eukaryota; Fungi; Ascomycota; Pezizomycetes; Pezizales; Morchellaceae
Exons: 1
Coding region: 1-1218 (405 amino acids)
Source: RefSeq, a predicted model, not a curated record
AUGCGCAUCCCAACACUUCUCUCUAUCUCCCUUUUCUCUGCUAUCUUCACUUCCCCCACCUCCGCCACACCGCUCUCACAUAGACAUCGCCUCCCUAGACCAUCGGCUGUGACUAAACCCAUCCUUCCGCGCGAAACUGAGGUUGCAAGUGCCGGCAGCCGAGAUCUACUAGACGACCUCGACGACUCAGAUUUUCUUGAUUUCCCAGAUUUCCCUCCAGGUUUCCCUUUUGACUCCUCUGGCUUUCCAUUCGACGAUGAGCCAGCACCCAUUCCUGCGCCUGACCCAGCUCCUCCUCCACCGGAGCCAGCUACAGGGCCAGCACCAGGAGCGAACAAUGCCCCUGCCCAGGAUUGCGCAUCUCCAGUGACGAUAACGCAAGCGGAGGUCCAGACUACAACAGAAACAGCCACAGUUACAAUCACGGCUGGCGAAGCCUUUCUCGACGGUCUGUUCGAGGGAAAGCAAGAAUAUAUAACCCUCAUUGUCACCACCACUGAGACCGAGUUUGCACCUGGGCAGACGGUGACCAUCACGACUGCUGAAGCACAAAGGGAGAAUAAAGAUGAGCCAACAAUAACCAUAACAGUUACAGAAAAGCCUGAGCCCGCAACUGUCACUGUUACAGAGGUACAAACUGUCACUGCCGUAGCAGAUUCAGUAGAUGCAGGGGCGGGUAAUAACCCAGGUACAGGGGACAAUAAGGAUAUACCCCCUCCACCCGAGCCACCAGCUCCUCCUGCACCACCCCCACCUUCACCGCCAGCUCCCCCUGUUAUCGAAGAACCAACUCCUAUUACCGAAGAACCAGCCCCUCCCGCAGAAGGAGGUCAGGAUGGAGACGAAGGAGGUUCAAAUCAUCCUGAUUUUGUCGACCUUGGGGUUCUGGAACUUGACGAAGACGGGCCUCAGCCUACUAUACAUAUGGUUGCAGCUGCGCCAAGUCAUUCGAACUUUCAUAAUGCCGCAGCGGUGCCUACACCUGCUCCCCAUCCCGUGGAUUCAGCAUUAUCCUCAAUUGCGAGCCCCUCAGUAUCUGAAAAUCCUUCGACAUCGGCUGAAUUUGUGUCAUUCGAAUCAAAUACAGUCAUGUCAGGCGAGAUCGCUACUGCGACUUUAACUAGCACAACCACGGUGGUCGUGACAAGUACUAGAACUUUUACCCAUGUUCGUCCGACAGCUUUUAGACUGCCAACGAUCGAGUUCGAUGAUGAGUAG